Aspergillus ruber CBS 135680 is the source of this 1542-nucleotide messenger RNA. Its product is annotated as sugar porter family MFS transporter. Gene Ontology annotation, biological process: carbohydrate transport; transmembrane transport. Lineage: Eukaryota; Fungi; Ascomycota; Eurotiomycetes; Eurotiales; Aspergillaceae. Gene Ontology annotation, molecular function: carbohydrate:proton symporter activity. Bases 1 to 1542 code for a protein of 513 amino acids. The transcript is spliced from 2 exons. Gene Ontology annotation, cellular component: membrane. The record is from RefSeq and is a predicted model, not a curated record.
AUGCUUCGUGGAAAGUCGCUUCGUCUCGCGCAGGUGCUUCUCACAGUAGCACCCGCAUUCAUCACCUACGGAUACAAUCAAGCUGGUGUAGCACCGCUUGCCACUUUGCAUUCAUGGGUCAGCACGUUUCCGGAGAUUGACACCGUCAACACCGAGGGUGCUAUCAAGGAGAGAAACUCGACAAGGAAAGGUGCAGUCAUUGCGUCUCUUCAACUGGGAGCCCUCGUGGGAGCGCUCUCAUGUGUCUACUUUGGUGACCUUCUUGGUCGGCGCAAGACCAUCUUCAUGGCGACUAUCAUUACUAUCAUUGGAGAGCUGUUGCAGACAUCUUCCUACGGAAUUAUUCAGUUUACCCUAGGUCGAGUCCUCAUUGGCAUCGGAGUCGGGCAACUAAGUGCGACUGUUCCGGUGUGGCAAGCCGAGUGCAGUUCCGCAAAGAAUCGUGGACAACACGUGGUGGUCGAUGGAAUCUGCAUGGUGCUGGGCUUCGUGCUCACCAAUUGGAUUGAUUACGGCUUCAGCAAGACGACCGGUGAGAUGCAGUGGCGUGUCCCAUUGGCAUUAUCUUUCUUUUUCCCCCUGACCAUUCUCGGAUCGGUGUUUUUGCUUCCCGAAUCACCACGGUGGCUGGUCUUUGUAUCCAGGACGGACGAAGCAAUGCGGAGCCUGGCAGCGUACAGAGGUCUCCCAGUCGCCGACGAAGUGGUGCAGACGGAAAUUGCCAGCAUAGAGUCAUCGCUGGAGCUCACGGCGCGGUCCAAGAGCCUCACAUUGCGAGAGCUGUUUCUGGGGGAUGAUGAGGAACGUCUCCUGUACCGGUUUGCCCUCUGCCUCGUCAUUCAAUUCUUCCAGCAGAUGUGUGGGGGCAACCUGAUCUCCACCUACAUUUCGACCAUCUUCGAGGAGAACCUCAAUCUGGACGCAGAGCUGUCCCGGAUUUUAGGCGCCAGCGCAUUGACAUGGAAAUUCGUCUGCAACUUCAUUCCUUUCUUCGCGAUUGACCGCCUCGGCCGGCGCAAGGUCUUCAUGUUCAGCGGGGCCGGCAUGUGUCUCUGUAUGGUGGUGUUGGCCAUCACAACCAGCUUCGGCGACGCCAGCAAGAGACUAUCAAUCGUCUCCGUCGUCUUCAUUUGGCUCUUCAACAUGUUCUAUCCCAUUGGCUUCUCCGGUGCAAACUUUCUCUACUGCACCGAAGUCGCACCCAUGCGUUUGCGUGUCGCCAUGUCGUCUGCAUCGACUGCAAACAAGUGGCUUUGGAAUUUUAUCGUGGUGAUGAUCACGCCAGUUGCGCUCGACACAAUUGGAUGGAGAUACUACAUUGUCUAUGCCGUCGUUUCGGCGUGCAUCCCUGUAACCGUGUAUUUGUUCUACCCCGAGACAAUGGGUCGCAACCUCGAGGCCUUGAACCACGUGUUCCGCGACGCCCCUUCUCCGCGGCAUAUUGUGGCAAUGGCGAGAAAGCUUCCGCAGGGGGACGUGACAAACGUGGAUGUGCAAAGGGCGGAGGAGAAGGUGACUGUCGAGCAGAAGGAACGUGCUUGA